AGAUUGAACCGCAUCGCAUCAAAUCAACAAAAAUACAACAUCAACCCAAGUUCAAGUCCACGAAUUAAAUUUCUCCGGAAAUCUCGUGCGAACAAAUUGGCACGCCCAGUGGGACCAUCUCUACCUCUCAUCUCUCUCUCAUCAUCUAGAUCUACAAGCAAAUCAAUGGCAUCAAAGAAAGCUGCAUCCAAAUCUUCAGCUGCAAGCGACACCUACACGGGACCUAUCACCCGUAGUCGUUCCAAGGGGAUCAUCCAAGGGCAAGACCAAGGUUCCGCCAUCGCGCAGAGCAUCCUGAAGCAAUUGAUGGAAUCUCCUAAAGCUGGAAUUGUCAUCAAGGAAAAUCCUCUAUAUAAUGAUUAUGAUUCUGCCUCUAGCAGGUCACUGAAAGAAGCACACCCAGAUGUGAUGUCCGUCAUGAUGGCUGAUGUAGCAGUCGAGACUGCCAUGGCGGAGAUGGAGAGAAAAAUUAAUCUCCUGAUGAAGGUUGUUGAUGAACGAGACCACGAAAUUGCAGCUUUAAAGGAGCAGAUGCAGACUCGUGAAACUGCUGAAUCGAGUCAAACUCCUGUCGUUAAAGUUGAUGACAAAGGGAAGAACGUGGUACAAGAAAAUCAGCCACAACAACAAUCAACUUCUGUGGCUUCUCUCUCGGUUCAACAAUUACAAGAUAUGAUCACAAGCUCCAUCAGAGCACAAUAUGGAGGCCCAUCUCAGACUUCUUUCAUGUACUCUAAACCAUACACCAAAAGAAUCGACAACUUGAGAAUGCCGCUUGGAUAUCAGCCUCCAAAAUUCCAGCAGUUUGACGGAAAGGGCAAUCCAAAACAGCACGUUGCUCACUUCGUCGAAACAUGUGAGAAUGCAGGAUCAAGAGGAGAUCAACUAGUCAGACAAUUUGUUCGAAGCUUGAAAGGAAAUGCUUUUGAAUGGUAUACUGAUCUGGAGCCAGAAAGCAUUGAGAGUUGGGAACAACUAGAAAAGGAGUUUCUCAAUCGCUUCUACAGCACCAGGCGUACUGUAAGCAUGAUGGAGCUUACAAAUACGAAACAAAGAAAGGGAGAACCAGUCAUCGACUACAUCAAUAGAUGGAGAGCUCUAAGUCUUGACUGUAAAGAUCGGCUCACCGAACUGUCGGCUGUAGAAAUGUGCACCCAAGGCAUGCACUGGGGACUCCUCUACAUUUUGCAGGGAAUAAAGCCCCGCACAUUUGAAGAACUGGCAACUCGAGCUCAUGAUAUGGAGUUGAGCAUCGCCAGUAGAGGAACUAAAGAUUUUCUUGUUCCUGAAGUAAAGAAAGAUAAGAAAGAGAUGAAAGGUGCUGAAAAGAUAGUGAAAAGCACCUUGAAAGAAUCUAUGGUCGUAAACACAACCCCGCUGAAAUUCUCCAAAGGAAAGGAAGCGAGGGUUGAAAAGAAGGAUGAUGGAAGCGAAAGGCGACGUCUGACUUUAAAAGAAAGGCAGGAAAAAGUUUACCCAUUUCCUGAUUCAGAUAUCGCUGACAUGCUAGAGCAACUACUAGAGAAGCAGCUGAUCCAGCUGCCAGAAUGUAAACGACCUGAGCAAGCAGGAAAGGUAGAUGAUCCCAAUUACUGCAAGUAUCAUCGGGUCAUCAGUCAUCCAGUAGAGAAAUGCUUCGUGCUGAAGGAGCUAAUUCUAAGGUUGGCUCGUGAGAAAAGGAUUGAGCUAGAUUUGGAGGAAGUAGCUCAAACAAACCACGCUGAAGUGACGAUAAUGUCUGAGGCUUCUUCGUCGAGAUUGAUUUUUGAGCAAAGGAAAAGCUUGGUCCAGUUCGGGACCUUUGAGCCUAUAGUUGUCCAAUUCUUUCAGGAAAUCUCAUACGAGGAUCCUCAAGGAGAGAAAAGACCAAUUGAAGAAGACGAUGAAGGGUGGAUAGUGGUGACCCACCGAAAGAAAAGACAGUCGAUCCCGACCCAAAGAGAGUCUCGCUCUUACCAAAACUAUAGAAGAGGAAAUAAGACUCAAAAGAAUAAGAAAAAGAAGAAGACUCAUAAGCUUAAGCUCGUACAUAAUGAAGACAUGAAUUUCUCUCGACCUCAACGCUUAGUGACCUUGGCAGACUUCCUUCCAAAAAGCUUCCUUUGUGAUCAUCAGGAUGAAGACCCAGAAGUCGUUGCGUGUCAUGCUAUCAACACAACGGAGGAAGAAAUAAUCCCUCCAAGAUCACUAGAAGGAGAGGGAGUAUCAAAAGACCUUUCAAGGUUUAAUGUAGAGGAUCUAUUAUCACUUCCUCAAGAGACCAAAACCAUCCUUAUUGAUGCAUUGCUAAAUUCAAGAGCAUCAAGUUCGAGUACUCCGACUAUGACAUAUGAGAGUGGUUCUUAUUGUAUGUCUAUAGACUUCUCAGAUGAGGAUUUGUUGUUGGGAUCUAAACUUCAUAAUAGACCUUUGUAUGUUUCUGGAUACGUUCGAGAACAGAGAGUCGAUCGAAUCCUCAUUGAUAAUGGCUCAGCUGUCAACAUAAUGCCAAAGUCGACUAUGUGGCAAUUAGGCAUCUUGAUGGACGAGCUCUCAAAUAGCAAGCUAGUAAUUCAAGGUUUUAACCAAGGUAGCCAAAGAGCAAUAGGCAUGAUACGGUUAGAACUCAUAAUUGGCGACCUAAAGGCCAGUGCAUUGUUUCAUGUCAUAGACUCAAGGACUACUUACAAGUUGUUACUAGGGCGUCCUUGGAUUCAUGGAAACGGAGUAGUAACUUCAACACUGCAUCAGUGCUUCAAAUUUUAUCAGGACGGUGUAAAGAAGGUUGAAGCCGACUCUAAUCCAUUCUCAGAAGCUGAGUCUCACUUCGCAGAUGCAAAGUUUUAUUCAAAGAAUAAUAAUAUUUUAGAAGUUUUGCCUGCAGAAACCCCUCUUACAAAAGGAGAAGAUAAUUCACAAUUGAAAUCACUCGCAACCACAGAACCACAUGAAAGUGCGAGAACCUUUAACUCUGGAAAGGGUGAAGCAUACACUAGCAACACAAAGGGUAUGAUCUUGAAGGAUGAAAAUGCUGCAAACACACCAGUUUUGCGUUAUGUCCCUCUGUCAAGGCGCAAGAAAGGCGAAUCACCAUUCAUGGAGUCUCCAAAAGGUUUGAAAGUUGGUGACAUCGAAAUCAUAAAAGAAAGCUUCACUACACCACUAACUAAGAUAGCGAAGCAAGAGGUAAAGGUAGAUCUGGUGGAAGCAAACUUGCCCCAAAGGCGAACGAAAGACGGAUUCGACCCCAAGGCUUACAAAUUGAUGGCGAAAGCAGGUUAUGACUUCACAGCUCACACCGAGUUUAAAAGCUUGGAAAUUCAUGACCGACCUGAGCUCUCCUCAACUCAAAAGAAGCUUCUACGGGAAGGACAUUCUAUACCCGUGUCGAGAAAAGGACUCGGAUACAAGUCGCCAGAACCGAUCCGUAUAACUAAAAAGGGGAAGGAAAAAGUGGUUGACAUCAAUCAUAUAACUAUAGAGGAGGAUGACAAUACUGACGUAAAAGAAGGUGAUAAUCAGAGAAUCUCAGUAUUUGAUCGAAUUAGACCAUCUGUUGCACGUCCCGUAGUAUUUGAAAGGCUAAGCAUGACAGAGGCAGAAAGAGAAAGGCUCCAGUCAGUACCAAACCUUGAGAGACAUUCGGUCUUUCGAAGGCUAACUACGACUCCCAUAAAGGAAGAAAGCACAUGCCAUGCCUUGACAACUACAAGACCAUCAGCCUUUGAAAGGCUAGGUGUGUCUAAAAAGAAAAAUGUACAAGCACCCCGUGCUCCGAUUUUUAAUCAUCUCGGGGAUAAAGGAUCACACGACAACAUUGAUUCCAACAUAGAUACAAAGAAGAAGGAACCAAUGUCUCGUGUGAAAGUUUGGCGUCGAAUUAAGCAUACAGAUGUCGAUAAUUAUCGUAGUAAGAAGUUUCCUUGCGAGACAAAGGAAAAUGGAGAAAUUCAUAGCAACGUUCCUUCUCGCAUGAAAAGAAAAACUUUUGUUACUCUCAAUACAAGUCAAGGUUCGUUAAAGGUAAAAAGACAUGAUGUUAUACUAACGAAUCCUGAAAAAGAAGGGUCGGAACAAGGGGAAUGUGAAACUUCAUGUCAUCACAUCACCAUUAUUGAGGAAUCAGAGACUGGAACUCAUGAAGAAGACGCAGAAAAUGCCCCACAAAGUUUAGAGGAUGGUGGCCAAUCUACUGUAGACGAGCUAAAAGAGGUGAACCUUGGUACAAUAGAGGAACCACGUCCGACUUUCAUUAGUGCGUCCCUCUCUAAUGAAGAGGUGGAUAAAUAUAUGAGUUUGCUCACCGAAUACAGGGACAUCUUUGCGUGGUCGUACAAGGAGAUGCCAGGACUUGACCCAAAAGUAGCAGUCCAUCAUCUUGCAAUUAAACCUGGAUAUCGACCGAUUAAACAAGCACAACGACGUUUUCGACCGGAGCUUAUCCCUCAAAUCGAGGUGGAAGUCAACAAGUUGAUCGAAGCAGGAUUCAUUCGCGAGGUCAAAUAUCCAACGUGGAUAGCAAACAUUGUCCCUGUUAGAAAAAAAAAUGGACAACUUCGCGUUUGUGUAGACUUUCGCGAUCUGAAUAAUGCAUGCCCUAAAGAUGAUUUUCCCUUGCCCAUCACCGAAAUCAUGGUUGAUGCAACUACUGGACACGAGGCGUUGUCGUUUAUGGAUGGGUCGUCUGGAUAUAAUCAAAUACGGAUGGCCCUCUCAGAUGAAGAAAUGACAGCUUUCAGAACUCCAAAGGGAAUAUACUGUUACAAGGUGAUGCCCUUUGGAUUGAAAAAUGCCGGCGCUACUUAUCAACGUGCCAUGCAGAAAGUGUUUGAUGAUAUGUUGCACAGGUAUGUUGAAUGUUAUGUUGAUGAUCUUGUAGUCAAAACAAAGAGACGACAAGACCAUUUGAAGGAUCUAAAAGUCGUGUUUGAUCGCUUGCGAAAAUAUCAGCUAAGGAUGAACCCUCUCAAGUGUGCGUUUGGUGUAACUUCAGGAAAAUUUCUUGGCUUCAUUGUAAGGCAUCGAGGGAUCGAAAUAGACCAGUCCAAGAUUGAUGCCAUUCAGAAGAUGUCAAGACCUAAAAGUUUGCAUGACCUAAGAAGUCUCCAAGGACGACUGGCUUACAUCCGAAGGUUCAUCUCUAACUUGGCCGGUCGGUGUCAACCUUUUCAAAAGUUGAUGAGAAAAGGAGAAAAUUUUGUGUGGGAUGAAGCUUGUCAGAACGCUUUUGAUAGCAUAAAGAAAUACUUGCUUACUCCCCCAGUGCUGGGAGCUCCAGUACCUGACAAACCACUAAUAUUGUACAUUGCUGCACAAGAAAGGUCCUUAGGAGCAUUACUGGCACAAGAAGAGGUAAAGGGAAAGGAGCGUUCUCUCUACUAUCUAAGCAGAACAUUAAUUGGGGCUGAAGUUAACUAUUCUCCUAUCGAAAAGAUGUGUCUUGCACUUUUCUUUGCCAUUGAUAAGUUGAGGCAUUAUAUGCAGGCCUUCACGGUUCAUCUAGUGGCAAAAGCAGACCCUAUAAAGUAUGUUCUAUCCAGGCCAAUCAUCGCUGGACGCUUAGCCAAAUGGGCGGUUCUACUCCAACAAUAUGACAUUGUCUAUAUUCCCCAAAAGGCGAUAAAAGGACAAGCGCUAGCAGACUUUUUAGCAGACCACCCAAUUCCUUCGGAUUGGAAGUUAUGUGAUGACCUACCAGACGAUGAGGUUUUCUUCACAGAAGUUAUGGAACCUUGGACUAUGUACUUCGAUGGUGCAGCUCGAAGAAGUGGUGCGGGGGCAGGCAUUGUCCUCAUUUCUCCUGAGAAGCAUAUGUUGCCUUAUAGCUUUGCACUUUCCGAAUUGUGUUCAAACAAUGUGGCUGAAUAUCAGGCUUUGAUAAUUGGCCUUCAAAUAGCAUUAGAAAUCGGAGUGUCAUUCAUAGAGGUCUAUGGUGAUUCAAAAUUGAUAAUCAAUCAACUCUCGCUUCAAUAUGACGUGAAACAUGAAGACUUGAAGCCAUAUUUUGCUUAUGCUCGACAAUUGAUGGAAAAGUUUGAUAAUGUGAUGUUAGAACAUGUCCCUAGAGUAGAAAAUAAGAGAGCGGAUGCAUUGGCAAAUUUAGCCACGGCCUUGACCAUGCCAGAUGAUGUAACUCUGAACAUACCACUUUGUCAACGAUGGAUUAUACCCCCAGUUAGGCCUGAAUGUCAGGAAGUGAACAUGGCAACAUCCUAUUUGAUUGAUGAAGAAGAUUGGCGUCAACCCAUCAUAGAGUAUCUUGAACAUGGAAAGCUUCCAAAGGAUUCUCGUCAUAAAAUUGAGAUACGAAGAAGGGCAGCACACUUCAUUUAUUACAAGGGAACUUUAUAUCGCCGUUCUCUUGAAGGGCUCUUCCUUCGAUGUCUCGGAAAGGAAGAUUCGGUAAAAGCUCUAAAGGAAGUACAUGCAGGUGUUUGUGGAGCACAUCAAUCGGGACCAAAGCUUCAAUUCCAGCUAAGAAGAAUGGGCUACUACUGGCCUAAGAUGAUCCAAGAUUCAAUAGACUAUGUGAAGAAGUGUGAGCCUUGUCAAUACCAUGCAAACUUCAUACACCAACCUCCAGAACCUCUUCAUCCAACUGUGGCUUCUUGGCCUUUUGAGGCUUGGGGACUCGAUCUGGUUGGCCCCAUUACACCAAAAUCAUCAGCAGGACAUUCUUAUAUCCUAGCAGCAACAGACUAUUUUUCAAGGUGGGCUGAGGCCAUUUCCUUGAGAGAAGCCAAGAAGGAGAACGUGGCAGACUUUAUUCGAACACACAUCAUCUAUCGAUACGGUAUUCCACAUCGAAUCGUGACGGAUAAUGGAAAGCAAUUCUCCAAUAGUAUGAUGGACAAGUUAUGUGAAAAAUUCAAAUUCAAGCAAUAUAAGUCAUCCAUGUACAACGCAGCUGCGAAUGGACUAGCAGAAGCAUUCAACAAAACAUUGUGUAAUCUUUUAAAGAAAAUUGUCUCCAAGUCAAAGAGGGAUUGGCAAGAAAAGAUCGGCGAGGCAUUAUGGGCUUAUCGAACGACUCAUCGCACCCCUACAGGGGUUACACCAUAUUCGCUUGUUUACGGUGUGGAGGCUGUCCUUCCUCUCGAAAGGGAAAUUCCGUCACUAAGAAUGGCAGUACAAGAGGGAUUGACUACCGAAGAUAAUGUGAAGUUACGUCUUCAAGAAUUAGAAGCACUUGACGAAAAGCGAUUAGAGGCUCAGCAAGCAUUGGAAUGUUAUCAAGCGAGAAUGUCCAAAGCUUUUGAUAAACACGUUAAACCUCGCUCCUUUCAAGUCGGUGAUCUAGUACUUGCCGUAAGGAGACCGAUCAUCACAACAAGGCAUACAGGAAAUAAGUUCACACCUAAAUGGGAUGGACCUUACAUUGUUAAAGAAGUUUAUACAAAUGGCGCAUACAAGAUCGUUGAUCAAGACGGACUACGAAUUGGCCCAAUCAAUGGUAAAUUUCUUAAAAAAUUUUAUGCUUAAUUUUGUUAGGUAAAAAAAAAAAAA
Molecule: messenger RNA, 7485 nt
Organism: Cucumis sativus (cucumber)
Lineage: Eukaryota; Viridiplantae; Streptophyta; Magnoliopsida; Cucurbitales; Cucurbitaceae
Exons: 1
Coding region: 166-7461 (2431 amino acids)
Biological process (GO): DNA integration
Molecular function (GO): nucleic acid binding; RNA-DNA hybrid ribonuclease activity
Source: RefSeq, a predicted model, not a curated record